This is a messenger RNA of Pochonia chlamydosporia 170, 1362 nucleotides long. RefSeq names its product F-box-like domain-containing protein. Gene Ontology annotation, molecular function: protein binding. Lineage: Eukaryota; Fungi; Ascomycota; Sordariomycetes; Hypocreales; Clavicipitaceae. The record is from RefSeq and is a predicted model, not a curated record. The transcript has a single exon. The coding region runs from base 1 to 1362 and encodes 453 amino acids.
AUGGUCCCCACGAAGCCGAUAAUUGAGGUGCUUCCAUCAGAGCUGCUAGGCAGCAUCCUGCACCACGUCUACGCAUCUCAUGAUCAAGAAGCUGGAAGUUCCCUGAGCUGCCUGCUCGUUUGUCGUCAAUGGCGAGACUUGGGAUUGCCAAUCUUAUACCGCGACCUAGUGCUGGGAAGUGCUCAACUGCCUCACUUUCUGGCUGUCUUCAACCAGCAGGCCAUCUCCGCGUUCACGCAGUCUCUGACGAUCCGUGUUUCAUGGCCUCAAACUGCAACCAGCGACGAACUAGCGCCCGGUAAACUGCCCGAUGCGUGGCUGCGUCGCCUGGUACAGGAUGUCAUGGACCAUAUGGGUCCUCGGCUGCGCAGUUGUUGCCUCUCGACCUCCUGUCCGGUUUCAAGGGCCACAAUUUUGGCCUUCCUCAGAGCGCUUCCUGCUAGCUGUAUCAAUUUGGAGCUUGAUACUGAAAACUACGACACGGACGACUUGGACAACCCGUUUGGUCACCGAGAUACCGACGAUGUUCCUGACAAUGCGGUGCAUUUGUGCCACGAGCUGCGUGGAAUACUUCCACGGCUGGUUCAAGCCCGCAUUAGGUUGCGGACCAUGUGUGCAGCUAUUGUAGGCACGUAUAAUGAAUAUCACGAUUUCCAAGCCGUGUCACUUCCGUCGAUGGAUUCUCUCAUGAUCAGUUGUGUCGACGGCUGGGGAGUUGGUAAACGCUGUCAUCAACAACCCCGAGGCGUACAGUCGUUGGAGCCAACGUCUUGGCAUUCCGUUAUCCACGGACUUCAGCAGGUCGCAAAGACAAUAGAACGUCCAGAUGUCCAAUUAGUCGUCAUGGGAUGCGUAGGUGGUAGUGAACAGGACCGGCGCCACCAUAAAACAUUGCUGCGUUGCCAUGUUAGCCAGGAUAUCACUACUCGGGCAUUUUCCGUCUUGAAUUUGCCGCGGAUCGAGUCCCUAGACAACGAAAGCCCGAGUAUUUACUACGCCCGAACACAGGAUGGUGGCAUUGUCACGGGGGGAUACUCAUUAUUGCAGGAAAGCAUCGAGGGUCGGCUGUGGAGAACACUGACAACGGGUACAAGGCUGCCUGCUGAUGCGGCUAAGGUAUCUCGGAUACCGCUGCGGAAAGAAAUGGUUUGGCCAGAAACAGAGUGGAGGGAAAAGUACCCGAGAAAGUCGUGUCUUUUGUGGGUGAACGAGAGAAAGACGGGCAUGAGGUUAGUAGAGUGCGAGGAAAGGCAUGACUUUGAUUUGAGAGGUUUGGUGGAGGAGACGCCUGGUGGAUGGCAUAGACCAGUAGAGCACGAACUUGCCCUUCUAGUAAAGGAUGAGCAAGAACUUGGAAGUUAA